This is a messenger RNA of Aspergillus oryzae RIB40, 1389 nucleotides long. Its product is annotated as FAD-binding oxidoreductase. Lineage: Eukaryota; Fungi; Ascomycota; Eurotiomycetes; Eurotiales; Aspergillaceae. Gene Ontology annotation, molecular function: FAD binding; oxidoreductase activity. The transcript is spliced from 2 exons. The coding region runs from base 1 to 1389 and encodes 462 amino acids. The record is from RefSeq and is a predicted model, not a curated record.
AUGGACCAACACCAAGCACCAGUGAUUCAGGAACUAUCGAGGCUCAUCCCAUCCCUUCCGGUGUAUACAGUAUCAAACCCGCAAUUCGAGCAUUAUCGUAUGACCUAUAACCGUGCCCUCACGCACCAACCCCUAGCUAUUGUCCGCCCCCAGACAGAGGAAGAAGUCUCACAAGUAGUCCAAGCAUGCUCGAACCAACGUAUCCCCCUCGCCAUCCGCUCCGGGGGCCACGAUUUCUUCGGUCGCUCCCUCGUCGCCGGCGGGAUCGUCAUCGACAUGCGAGCGAUGGAUUCUAUCAUCAUCUCCCCGGAUAGGACCAGUGCACGCGUGGGCGGCGGAGUCAUUGCAGGAACACUACAACAGUAUCUAGCCGCUCACCAACUAUUCACACCAACGGGCCAAUCGAAGACCGUCGGCUACGUUUCCUGGGCCUGUGGCGGCGGAUAUGGAUUCUAUGUCGGGACAUAUGGAUUCGGUGUGGAUCAGAUCCUCGGCGCAAGAGUGGUCUUAGCGAGCGGGGCUAUCAUCGACACCGACGAUGACCAAGAGCUACUCUGGGCUCUGCGGGGAGCAGGGGCUGGCAACUUUGGUGUCAUAGUUGAGCUGAGGGUGAAGGUGUAUCCAGCACCGAAGCUGUAUGCGGGCUACUUAGCGUUUCCGCUUCAUGAAGCGGCUACAGUAUUGGAAGAAUUUGAGACAGUUGUUGCGCACGGGCUUCCUGACGAGUUUAGUGGCGAUGGUAUUGUUGCGCAUCCGGAUAUGUUGCAGGGAGUUGUUUCUGAGCCUUGUUUUACAUUCUUCUGGUGUUGGACUGCUGUGGAUGGGGACUUGGAGCCGGCGAGGAUCUUUCUUCGGAGGAUGAUGGGCUUGGGUACAGUUCUGGCGAAUACUGUUGAAGAGACCACUGCGGCAGCUUAUGGUGUCGGGGAUUCAGCGUCUGCUACCUUCUUCUGCAGUAGAAACAUUCGAGGACUGAAUCCCGAGAUCGGAGCAAUCUUUUCAGGUCAUCCCCCAAUACAGCCACUAUCAGCAGUCAUCAUCCAUAACAAUCAUGGCAAGGGCGUACGGAAGGAGAUACCUAAUGGUUUCAGUGCCUGUUUUCCCAAUAGAUUCCCGCAUGUCAUCCUCGGGCUCCAUGGAGGAACACAUUCCAAUGCAGAGGUUGGCUCUGAUACUAUUACAGAGGCCUCUAGUUGGGCAAAACAGCUGAGAAGAGAGAUUGAAGAACGUGAGCUUGCGUUGGACGGGGGAUUUCCGAGCUUCUUCCCGCCAGAACAGAUCGACGUGGAGCAGUUCUUUGGUGUUCAAGCUACAGAUAGGUUACGACGCUUGAAAGGCAGACUUGAUGCGGAUAAUGUUUUUAGUGGUGGCAUGGUUAAAUGUUUAUGA